Messenger RNA from Prunus persica (peach), 1638 nucleotides. RefSeq names its product protein FAR-RED IMPAIRED RESPONSE 1-like. The record is from RefSeq and is a predicted model, not a curated record. The transcript is spliced from 3 exons. Bases 1 to 1638 code for a protein of 545 amino acids. NCBI's taxonomy places the organism in Eukaryota, Viridiplantae, Streptophyta, Magnoliopsida, Rosales, Rosaceae. Gene Ontology annotation, biological process: regulation of DNA-templated transcription. Gene Ontology annotation, molecular function: zinc ion binding; nucleic acid binding.
AUGUCUGGGGGCUCAAAGAGUGAUGAAUGUGCAACAGCUAAUGGGAAGGUUUAUAUUCCUGAAGUAAGAAAUGAGGAAACACCAGCAGUUGGGAUGAAGUUUGACUCGCUUGACCUCGUUUACAGUUUCUAUAAUAGUUAUGCAUUCUUUGCUGGCUUUGAUUCUACAAAAGUACUCACAAAACAGUUGGGUUCAGUUAAUAUUCCCAUUCAUCAGAAGGUAAGUAUUUUCGAGGUGCAAUCCGGAGGAAUGGAUAAAAUCGGUUUUAUCAAAAAAGAUAUCUACAAUCUUGAAUGUAGUGUGAAUGGGAAGCUGAGGAAUCACGAUGUUGAACUAGUGACCGAGUAUUUUAUGGCUGAACAGAAAAAAAAUGAGGCUUUUUAUUUCAAGAUUGAGGGAGAUGGGCAUGACAGGUUUAGUCGAUGUUUUUGGGCAGAUGCAACUUCUAGACGGGCGUAUGGGUUUUAUGGAGAUGUUGUUGUAUUCGAUACCACAUUCAACACGAAUCGAUACGACUUGACAUUUGCACCAAUGUUGGGAGUUAAUAACCAUGGUCAGACAAUUGUCUUAGCAUGCGCAUUUUUGAGCAAGGAAACGACUGAGUCGUUUGUUUGGAUGUUUGAGGAGUUUAAGAAAGCCAUGCCAGGUGGGGAACCUAAAAUGAUCAUUACAGAUCAAGAUGCGGCAAUGGCCAUAGCGAUUUCAAUAGCCUGCCCGACUACAUUUCAUCGACUUUGCAUAUGGCACAUCACAUCAAAGUUCUCUGUUAAGUUACCACGUGACGCUUAUAAGGAGUAUUGGCGUGAAUUUCAGAAAGCCAUAUGGGAUACUGACAAUAAGGAUGAGUUUGAUGCAAAAUGGAAUAUUGUGGUUACAAAGGCUGGUUUGACUGACCAUCCAUGGCCAAGUUCAAUGUUUGAUUUAAAGGAAUCUUGGGUUCCAGCCUACGCACAACAAUUUUUUGCCGCUGGAAUGUCAAGCAGCCAAAGAGCGGAAGCAUGUUUCCUAGAGCUCAAAACAGACGAUGCUUGUAAAGUUGUCUUUAACGUGAGCGAAAGGAAAAAUUGGGAAACAAGAGUGGCAGAAGUCGUAUAUGUCAAAGACUCUGACCACGCAUCGUGUAGCUGCAAAAGAUUUAAAUUUGUUGGAAUUAUUUGCAAGCACAUCCUAGCAUUGUUCAUAAGGGACCAGAUUGAAUAUAUGCCCGAUAAAUAUAUUUUGAAGAGGUGGAAGAAAACUGCGAAAUCUGGAUUGGUGUCAGAUGCAAAUGGCAACGAAAUUAAAGACUGUGCAGAUCCUGGCCUUCUAAUAAAGCGGAGUACAAUGUCUCGACUUGCUUCAGAUGUGGUUGAGGAUGCAUUAAUGAGUGAAGAAGGAUGUGAGCUACUGUCAGAGACUCUAAAAAGUUUGCAGGUGAAGUUGAAGUUGCUGAAGGAUGGACCAAGUAAUAACGAAGUUGGAGGGUUCAGCUCUCAAACACAAUAUAUGAAAGACCCUAAGAGAGUGAGGUGCAAAGGAAGGUCGAAAGGAGUAACGGGAGCAAAGGAAAAGGCAAUGAAGCGAGGGAUUAGACACUGUUGGGAGUGUGGACGCAUUGGUCAUGAUAGAAGACAAUGCCCAGCCUUGAACACACCGUAA